This is a messenger RNA of Oryzias melastigma (Indian medaka), 2914 nucleotides long. RefSeq names its product gamma-glutamyl carboxylase (gene ggcx). Lineage: Eukaryota; Metazoa; Chordata; Actinopteri; Beloniformes; Adrianichthyidae. The record is from RefSeq and is a predicted model, not a curated record. The transcript is spliced from 15 exons. Gene Ontology annotation, molecular function: gamma-glutamyl carboxylase activity; vitamin binding. Bases 198 to 2489 code for a protein of 763 amino acids. Gene Ontology annotation, biological process: peptidyl-glutamic acid carboxylation.
ACAACAUUCCUUUCUGUCCAGAACCGCCUCCCCCUCCUCUCUGCCCGACUCACUAACCUGCAUGGGGGACUGUCUAUGUGUGGAGGUGACACGUAAACUCUGUCCGUAUCUCGGGCCACGCAGGAUUCUGGCAUUUUGGGGCAGGGAGAAAGGAGAAAACCGCCCCCUACCGAACCAAAAGUUAGCUUUUUAGAAGUAUGGAGGCGAGAGACGCUACGGCAGGUGCAUUUGUUAGCAGAAGUGGGAAAGAGCAAACAGCAAAGAAGGAUGGAGCUCCCAGAACAAAUACACCCCCAACUCAGAGCAGGAUGGAGCGGAUCUUUGGGUUCAAGGCAGAGGACCUGAGCUCCUGGCAGAACCUGGUGGUCCUCCUGAACAGACCCACUGAUCCUGCAUCUCUGGGCAUCUUCCGCUUUUUAUUUGGUUUGCUGAUGGCCAUUGAUGUGACACAGGAACGAGGUCUGAGCCACCUGGACUAUAAAUAUUUGGAUGGAGCCCCUGUGUGUCGCUUUCCUCUUUUCAACUUCUUGCAGCCACUUCCACUAGACUGGAUGUAUUUGCUGUAUCUAGUCAUGUUCCUCGGGGCAGUGGGGAUCAUGCUUGGCUGUUUCUACCGCCUUUCUUGCCUCCUGUUUAUCUCCACCUACUGGUACGUCUUCUUUUUGGAUAAAACGGCCUGGAACAAUCACUCGUACCUCUAUGGUCUCAUCGGAUUCCAGCUCACACUCAUGGACGGCAACCGAUACUGGUCAGUGGACGGGCUGCGAAGGCCGUCCAUAAGAAACGCUCACGUGCCUCUUUGGAAUUACACCCUUCUGAGGACACAGAUAUUUAUUGUGUAUUUUAUCGCUGGAAUCAAAAAGCUGGAUGCAGACUGGGUGGAGGGAUACUCGAUGUCAUACUUAGCACACCACUGGCUCUUUGAUCCAUUCAAAGUGAUUCUUCCUGUGGAGUUGGUCAGUCUGCUGAUCAUCCACGGAGGGGGUCUUGUUCUAGAUCUGACUGCUGGCUAUCUCCUCUUUUUUGACGCAACACGGCCUUACGCAUUUUUUUUCGUCUCGUACUUCCACUGUAUGAACUCUCAGCUCUUCAGCAUCGGGAUGUUCUCCUACACCAUGCUGGCCACCAGCCCUCUCUUCUGCUACCCCGAUUGGCCGAGAAGAUUCUUCGCUGGCUUCCCAUCGUUUCUCAGUUCCGUCCUGCCCCUGACCUCAGCAGAGUCUCAGCCCAGCACCUCCUGUGUUUACAAGGAGGUCCAAAGCGCUGAAGGGCAGGAGACUCCAACUGCUGCCAAAGCCUUCAAACUGAGACUCAAGCACAAGUUGGCAGCCAUUUUCACUAUUGUCUACAUCGCUGAACAGUUUUUCCUGCCUUACUCCCACUUCAUCACAAAGGGUUACAACAACUGGACCAACGGCUUGUAUGGAUACUCAUGGGACAUGAUGGUUCACUCCCGCACCCAUCAGCACGUGAAGAUCACCUACAGGGAUGGAAACACGGGUGAAAUUGGAUAUCUGAACCCAGGGGUUUUCACUCAGAGUCGACGCUGGAAAGAUCAUGGAGACAUGCUGAAGCAGUACGCUACAUGUUUGAAUGAGUUACUGCCGCGCUACAACAUCUCUGAUCCAGAAAUCUAUUUUGACAUCUGGGUGUCGAUCAACGAGCGCUUUCAACAAAGGAUCUUUGAUCCUCGUGUGGACGUCGUAAAGGCCGAUUGGUCACCUUUCCGGCCAAAUCCGUGGCUCAUGCCUCUGUUGGUGGACCUGUCACCCUGGAGGACCAAAUUCCAGGAGAUCGAGAGCAGUUUGGACAACCAAACAGAGAUAGUUUUCAUUGCGGAUUUCCCAGGUCUCCACCUGGAAAACUUUGUGAGUGAAGACCUGGGCAACACCAGCAUCCACAUGCUACAAGGGAAAGUGAUUGUUGAGGUUGUGGAGGAGAAAAAGAACUACACCUUGCAGCCGAAUGAGCAGAUAAAUGUUCCUGCUGGAGCUUACCACAAAGUCUACACGGUGUCCGAGGAGCCGUCCUGUUACAUGUACGUCUACGUCAACACCACUGAGGCGGCGCUGCAGGACAAUUUCACCAAGCUGUUUGAAAUCCAAGAGCGCAUCCGCAACGGAACAGAAACGGAGCCUCUUCCUCCUGAGCUGCAGCCUCUGUUGGUCGCGGACUCUGAAGACGCAGAGGUCAACGCCACUGACCCGAUCGUGCAGCUCUUCCUGAAGAGGCAGCGCCGCAUGAAGGAGGUGAAAAAGCGCAGAGAGGCUGGGCUGCUCGAGCGGCUGGAACGCUUUGCUGUUAAAAAGUACUACACGAUUCGAAGGGGAUUCCUUAUGAUGGCCAUCGCCGUGCGAAACCUCGCCGUGGGCCUGCCUCCUCUGGACCAGCUCAGAAGAGAAGUUGCCUUUGCAAAUAUGAAAGGACCUCAGGAAGAAGCCAAUCAGAAUGAUCCGCUCAAGGAUGAAGUUGGUCAUGGGGAGCUUUGAAGUUUUAGAGUCAGCCAUUACAAAAUGGCGAGCAGACAGCAGAUGGCGAGUCACACAACCAGUCAGUUGGGACAAGAGGGUUCUCAAUUUCAGUUUUGUAAAUCCUCAAAGACUUUUUUGCUUCACGUUUGAAUCAGAAAAUCCUGCAGAAGACUGUUACAGAACUGAAUUCCAAACCUGCAGUUUCAAGACACGAGGAUCCAUUAAAGCAAAGAUGAGAAUUCAGAAAAUAACACGAGAGAGAGAUGGUUUUUCACAACGUGGAACGACUCAAACAACCUUACGCCAAACAGGUGUACUGGAUUUUUUAAAAUAGUUUUUUUUAUUUCAUUUAAAUGACAUUUAAAUCAGCUCCCCUGUCAGCAGCCGUUUUUCUAAUAAUGUCAAAUAAUUUAAUAAAAAGUUGCAACUUUUGAGUUGGACAA